This is a messenger RNA of Xenopus tropicalis (tropical clawed frog), 4670 nucleotides long. RefSeq names its product mitofusin 2 (gene mfn2). Lineage: Eukaryota; Metazoa; Chordata; Amphibia; Anura; Pipidae. The coding region runs from base 90 to 2360 and encodes 756 amino acids. The record is from RefSeq and is a predicted model, not a curated record. The transcript has 18 exons. Gene Ontology annotation, molecular function: GTPase activity; GTP binding. Gene Ontology annotation, biological process: mitochondrion organization; mitochondrial fusion. Gene Ontology annotation, cellular component: mitochondrial outer membrane; mitochondrion; membrane.
UGACGUCACUUGCUGGGUUCCCUGUUCCUUAUGGUGUGUGCCAAUCGGGGAUGGAGGGUGUGGCUUAGCGCACCGCUGGCAGGAGCGCAAUGUCCCUGUUGUUUUCCCGUCCAAUAAUAAAAGUCAACACAAAAAAAGACAAAAGAUUCAUGGCUGAAGUUACCGCUUCCCCUCUCAAGCACUUUGUUACUGCCAAGAAGAAGAUCAAUGGUAUUUUUGACCAGCUUGCUGCGUACACGCAGGAGAGCUACAACUUUCUGGAGGAAACAUACAAGGAUGCUGAGUUGGAUCCAGUAGCCUCAGAAGAGCAGGUGUUUGAAGUUAAGGGCUAUCUGACGAAUGUUGCUGGCAUUAGUGAAGUUUUAGCCCGACGGCACAUGAAAGUGGCCUUUUUUGGCAGGACUAGCAAUGGAAAAAGUAGUGUGAUUAAUGCAAUGCUGUGGGACAAAGUCCUUCCUUCUGGCAUCGGGCACACUACCAACUGCUUUCUGCGAGUGGAAGGGACAGAUGGCAAUGAGUCUUAUCUACUUACUGGUGGAUCAGAGGAGAAAAGGAGUGUAAAGACUGUAAAUCAGCUUGCCCACGCUCUGCAUCAGGAUGACCUAUUGGAUUCUGGCUCUCUGGUCAGUGUUAUGUGGCCUAAUUCUAAAUGUCCUCUUUUAAAGGAUGACCUUGUGUUGAUGGACAGCCCUGGCAUUGAUGUAACAACAGAGUUGGAUAGCUGGAUAGAUAAGUUCUGCCUCGACGCUGAUGUGUUUGUGUUGGUUGCAAACUCAGAGUCCACGUUAAUGCAGACAGAAAAGCAGUUUUUCCACAAGGUUAAUGAGCGACUUUCUCGACCAAAUAUCUUCAUCCUGAACAAUCGAUGGGAUGCUUCUGCCUCAGAGCCAGAAUAUAUGGAAGAGGUACGUCGCCAGCACAUGGAACGUUGCACUAGUUUUUUAGUGGAUGAACUGGGAGUGCUGGAUCGAACCCAAGCUGGAGAUCGUAUAUUCUUUGUGUCAGCCAAAGAAGUUUUGAAUGCCAGGAUACAAAAAGCUCAGGGAAUGCCUGAAGGAGGUGGAGCUUUAGCUGAGGGCUUUCAAGCAAGGAUGUUUGAAUUCCAGAAUUUUGAGAGAAGAUUUGAGGAGUGUAUUUCCCAGUCAGCUGUUAAGACCAAAUUUGAGCAGCAUACGAAGAGAGCCAAGCAAAUUGCUGAAGUUUUGCGACAAAUAAUGGAGUCUGUCCAUGUUGCUGCUCAAGAGCAGAGAUGCUUAUGUUUGGAAAAACGUGAGGAGUUCAGGGAUCGUUUGGAAUUUAUUGAGAAACAACUGGAGCUUCUGACAGAGGAUUACAAAUUUAAAAUCAAACAGAUAACUGAUGAGGUAGAAAGACAGGUUUCCAACGCAAUGGCUGAAGAGAUUCGCAGACUUUCUAUUUUGGUAGAUGAGUUUCAGUUGGAUUUUCAUCCUUCAUCCGUUGUCCUUAAAGUCUACAAGAAUGAACUUCACAGACAUAUUGAAGAAGGUCUUGGAAGGAACUUGUCAGAUCGUUGCUCCAGUGUGAUUUCUGUUUCACUGCAAACUACUCAGCAGGAGAUGAUAGAAGGAAUGAUGCCUCUUCUGCCACCUACUGCAAGAACCCAAACAGAUUUAUUGGUUCCACGACAAUGCUUUAAUCUCAGCUAUGACUUAAGCUGUGAUAAACUGUGUGCAGAUUUUCAGGAAGAUGUGGAAUUUCACUUUUCUCUGGGCUGGACAAUGCUAGUGAACAGAUUCUUGGGCCCUAAAAAUGGACGGCGAGCUUUAAUGGCCUACAGUGAUCAGGUACCUCGUGCGAUGCCUUUGACACCAGUAAACCCCAGUAUGCCACCAAUGCCACAAGGCUCUAUGACUCAGGAAGAACUUAUGGUUUCCAUGGUAACUGGACUGGCUUCUUUAACUUCUCGUACUUCCAUGGGAAUACUUGUGGUAGGAGGAGUAGUUUGGAAAGCAGUAGGGUGGAGGCUCAUUGCUCUCUCUUUUGGGCUUUAUGGACUACUUUAUGUAUAUGAGCGCCUUACUUGGACCAAUAAAGCAAAGGAAAGGGCCUUUAAAAGACAGUUUGUUGAAUAUGCUGCAGAGAAACUGCAGCUAAUUGUCAGCUACACUGGUUCCAAUUGCAGCCACCAAGUUCAACAAGAGCUCUCCGGUACAUUUGCUCACUUGUGCCAGCAGGUAGAUGUGACUAGGGAAAAUCUGGAACAAGAUAUUGAUGUUCUGAAUAAGAAGAUUGAAAUCCUGGACGGUCUACAGAGUAAAGCAAAACUCUUAAGGAAUAAAGCUGGCUGGUUGGACAGCGAGCUCAAUAUGUUUACACAUCAGUACCUACAACAGAGUUGAUACUGUAAUUACAACACAGCAGAGGACAGAAAAUCUCCUUUUCACAUACCCUGUGUAAAAACUGCAGUGAUUCCAUGACAUUUCUUCUGUACUUUAUCAACGGAGACAGGAGAUGUUUCCUAAUUACAGUUAAUUUCACACAGGCUUUAAGAUAUGUUAUGUUUUGAGAUCACUGCCAUUUCUUAACUCUUGUCUGGUUCACAUGUUUUUCUGCUGUGCGUUACCAAAAGCUGCUGUGUGUCAGGUUGGAAAGGAGUCUAAGAAGGCCUGUGGGUUGAUUCAUGUUACUAGUUUGUUGCUUUGCAUCAUAUGUUUGCUAUUCAUUUGCAGCAGAAAAUCUCAAAGUAAGUGAAGAAUUGCACCUGUGAAAUAUGUGAGAGAUGUGGGGGUUAGCAGUAGCAUGUUUGUGAUCAUCCCUCCGUUUGUCACUAAAGGAGGUACCUAACUGGGUAGCAUAGAGCAAAUGUUUAGAUUUUUUAAGUAGCACUGAGAUAGCAUUAUAUUAUUAGAUGAUAUUGCAAUGUUUUAUUUGCAGUUUAAAUCCGUUAUUUCUGUGAUUAUUUAUUAUUAACCAAUUAGAUCAGCAAACUGGAGUGAAAAACAAAUGAUGCCGUUUUUGGAGCGCAUAGGCAUUUCUGGCUAUUGUAAUUGUUUUCCAGAAAGUCUGUUUGCAUCUGCUUACUGACAUAUAAACAGAUAUUUUUGGAUAGAAGAUGUAUACAUGGUGUUUUGUUGUUGCAAAAAAACCUGGUGGUAGGGGUUUUUUUUUUGUUUUUUUGAUUUUGUUAGAUUUUAAUUUAUUUUGCUGCAGGGUGAUGCCUUUGUCCAGAGCAACACAGAACCAAUGUGCUGUGGAUCUGUUAAUAUAUCCAUCAUUCUGAGAAAACUGGCCAUUAAUUAAACAAUUUAAUACGUACAUUAAAGCACUUCUGUAGUCAUCUUCCAAAAACAUUAUUUAUUCUUGUCUUUUGUCUAGCACACAAAGGACUACACUGAAAAAAAUGAAAAUGUGUUUGUGUUUAGAAAUGGUUAGUGUGCAUUACACAGUUGUGCCCAGUAGCUUUUUUUCCCCUAAAUGUAUGUAAAUCGCCAAAAAAUGUAUGAUCUAGAGCUGGUGAACAUGUUGGCUUAACUGUUUGUUCUAGCUCCAUACACACUCACCUACAGAAUCUCUUUUGGAUUAAAUGUAUAGUUCUUAUUUGGACAAUGACCACAUAGGCUGUUGAAUAUCUGCCUUGGGCUCAUAAGAAUAUUCCACACCAAUACAUCCUUUUGUUCAGUUUGUCCAUCUUCAUGGCACAAUUGAUCAUAGAUCCGAUGAGCUGAAUUUUGACAUGACCAGUGUGAUAUUACAUAUUAAAACAUCACAACAACAUAUUUCUAGUAGCUUUGAGCAGACACAAUGGCUGUAAAUGCUGAAUACAGAGGGAAUUCAUUCUAAAUGGUUAAUAUCUGUACCUUCAUAAUAGUCAGCAUUAGAACUUCAUGUCCUGAAGGAUUGUAGAGUCAUGCUGUCCUUAUAAAGGUCUCAUACCUGUCAACCUUAUUAAUUGCCAAUGCCUUUAUGUUACUAAUCCAUCCAAAACAGGGGUUCAGGUGGAAGAGUUAUGCUGAUCAUUGUUAUCAGAUGUUAGAAGUGGUUACUGUAAAGUACUCUGUGAUGGACCUAGAGAAGUAGACAUGUCUCUUCUCUGCCUGAUGCAGGUACUACGUUCUCCUGUGCCUUGUUUUUGAAAUUUACUUUCAGUGAUCUAUGAACUUCCUGUGGCUGUAAAAAAUAAAAACUGGCUACCAGUUUGGGUGCAUGUAAGUCUUUGCUUCUGAAUCUGUUAACAUAUGUGGAGGUGGAGAAAAAAAAUGUAUAAAGUUAAACUAAAACCCACAGUGGUGACUUGGGUUUUCAAAAACUUUCCUCUGUAUCUUUAGCCAUGAAAUAAUGGCUAAUGGAAAUGCACUUGCAGGCUUAAUGCUAAUGAUCUUAUAAUUUACUGUGUCAGAGCACUAAUUCAUAUAUUUGCUUGUUUAGUAUCUACUUAACUGACUGCACAACUUUGCUCUGUUCAGCUUUCCUGUUGCCAGUAGCAGAUCAUUCUUUACUUGAAAGAGGCAAAUGAACAAUCUUGAGAAUUUUUGAUGCUAGUUAAAAAUGCACUUUAUUUUAUAGAUCAUCAUAGUACUUUAUUGUUUGUGUUUUUGUUACAGGGCAUAUGUGAAUUGACUUGCAGUAUUUUCUCCUCUGUAUUCAAUGUAACAAAACAUAACAUGCAUGUCUUCUGUGCCUCUUCACAAUAAAAAAACAAAUUCUGAACA